Molecule: messenger RNA, 735 nt
Organism: Lodderomyces margitis
Lineage: Eukaryota; Fungi; Ascomycota; Pichiomycetes; Serinales; Debaryomycetaceae
Exons: 1
Coding region: 1-735 (244 amino acids)
Biological process (GO): ribose phosphate biosynthetic process
Molecular function (GO): sedoheptulose-bisphosphatase activity
Source: RefSeq, a predicted model, not a curated record
AUGUCAACAGAACGUAAAUUUAAAGACCCGAGAAUUAUAUUUGUGCGCCAUGGUCAAACAGAAUGGUCAAAAAGUGGGCAACACACGUCUAUCACCGACCUUGACUUAACCCCAUUUGGAGAGAUGCAGAUGAAAAAGACUGGUGAGUGCUUAAUUGGAUCAUCUCCUACAAAUAUGAUCAAGCCGGAAAACAUUACCAAGAUUUUCUCCAGUCCAAGACGCAGGGCAAGACACACCACUGAGUUGAUCUUGGAAGCUGUGCCAUCCGAAAUUAGAGACAAAAUCCCUAUUGAGUACGAUGACGAUAUCAGAGAAUGGGAUUAUGGUGAUUACGAGGGGAAAAAAACAGCUGCAAUUAGACAAUCUAGGUUAGAAAGGGGCCUUGAUACAUGCGAUCGCACAUGGCUGAUUUGGAGAGAUGGUUGUGAAGGUGGUGAAAACUACAAACAAGUUACUGAAAGAGUAGACCGUUUUAUCAACAAGUUAAAACUGAUCCAUGUCAAGGCAUUAGAGAAUGGUGAACCCAGCGAUAUUAUUGUUGUUGCCCAUGGUCACAUCUUGAGAUGUCUUGUUGCCAGAUGGGUACAAGUCGAAAUCAACCACGACCCCAAGUUAAUGUUAGAUGCUGGUGGAGUUGGUGUGUUGAGUUAUCAACAUCACAACAUCCAUGAACCAUCAAUUUUCUUGUCUGGUGCGUUUACCGUCCCAGUGGACGAACAGGGUGCUGACAUGUAA